CUAACACUUCAUUCGCUGUGCGAGCCUUCUGGCGUUUUAAGUAUUUCAGUUCUACCCUGAGAGGUGGUUUCGGUUUUCUUUUUCAUUUAUAUUAGUGUCUUUGUUUUUCUUGUGAGUGAGAUAUACUUGAAAACGCGGCACAAAAGCCAGAUCAUGACGGUCAAGUUCAUCGUCAGCGGCGUGGCGGUUCUGUUGGCCUUAACGGUUUGCGAUGCAGCCAAAUUCCCUGCCAGCUAUUCACUUUGCAAGCAAGGAGACGACAAGUGUCUGCUCGAACGGAUUGCGGACACCUUCUCCAAGCAUUUUCCGGGCAUCCCCGAGGUGAAUCUUGUUGCGCUGGAUCCGCUCAAGAUCGAAAAAAUGGAUAUUGUACAGGGCGGAGAAGGACCUAUCAACAUCGUCCUCAACUUCAAGAAUGUCGAUCUUACGGGACUAUCGAAAAGUACAAUCAAAAAGGCCAGCGGAUUUACUGCCGAUCCCACCAAAAUGGAUCUACAAUUCUUGGUCCCUGUUGCGUCCCUCGUGGGAGGAUAUAAGAUCAAAGGAAAAGUUCUUAUCCUACCAAUUCAAGGCGAUGGCAAAAGCAACAUGACCAUGGAAAAUUGUGACAUCCAGCUGAAGUGGACCGGCAAGCUGGUAGACCGAUCGGGCAAAAAGUUUUACCAGGUCGACAAGUUGAAGGUAAACUUCGAUACCACCCGCUUCAUUAUGCAUUUCUCGAACCUGUUCAACGGUGACAAAGCCCUCGGGGACAACAUGAAUCUGUUCUUGAACGAAAACUGGCAGGACAUCCUGAAGGAACUGAAACCGGCGAUCACCGAUGCGUUUGCGUUGAUCUUCAAGAAUGUGAUAGCGAAUGUUUUCAACAAGGUUCCCUAUAACAAGCUGUAUCAGUGAUGGGGGACACUGUUAUUGGUUGUAGGUCCGCAACGUGUUGUUACUGUUAAAAGUGGAGUGAAAUAUAUUGUUUCGAAGAAUAA
This is a messenger RNA of Toxorhynchites rutilus septentrionalis, 980 nucleotides long. RefSeq names its product protein takeout-like. Bases 154 to 897 code for a protein of 247 amino acids. The record is from RefSeq and is a predicted model, not a curated record. NCBI's taxonomy places the organism in Eukaryota, Metazoa, Arthropoda, Insecta, Diptera, Culicidae. The transcript has 4 exons.